Molecule: messenger RNA, 2036 nt
Organism: Ceratotherium simum simum (southern white rhinoceros)
Lineage: Eukaryota; Metazoa; Chordata; Mammalia; Perissodactyla; Rhinocerotidae
Source: RefSeq, a predicted model, not a curated record
UGAAAGGAUUGAAACAGAUGGAAAGAUUCAGUAGAAAGAUGGAAAAGAUGAAAAAUCAAAAAUAAUGAUUUAUUAGUUCCAAAGAAGGAGAACAGAGUUACUGCAGGAAACAAACCAACAGAGCAUUUCUAAGUGACCAUGCGCAUUAUAGAAAAGGAAGAAAAUGCCAGGAAAAGAAGAAUGUUGCAUUCAUGUUUCUCUUUUGUUUUUCCCUGUCUCAUCACUCAGCUACGUGGUGAUUGACUCAGACUCUGAGGAUGAAUACUUCCCUGAGGAACAGAGAGCUAAGAUUUCCAAAAUAAGUAGCAAAGAUGAGAUUCUGGAAGUGUUAUCUGAUACUGAUGAGCAGCCUACCACACAGGAACCUCUGAUACUUGUUAUUGAUGAUGAUGAGAGUAAUGAUGUGGAGGGCCCUGUAAUAAUAGAAGACGAUUCAUGUGAUCAGGGCCAAAUUUCCUCAAAUGAAAAAGAGAUGGAUGAGUUGCUUGUCUCCCAACGCAAUUCAUCUGGUGAUGUUGGUGAGCAGAAUGUUGGUGAAAAUUUUGGCCAACCACUGAAUGAUCGUGAGGCUAACCUAGAGAUUUCAGGUAGAAAAUUGUCAUCUGAUGAAGAGCCUGCACCUGUGGUGGAGCAACCACGGAAAAAGAAAAAUAAAACCAAAAAUUUAUCUAUGACACCUGGUAAGCCAAUCAAACCAAGUAUGGUUGUCCCCCCGAAUAUGCUAGCCUGCCAAGUUAUCUUUUCAGCUGUUAGAGGACAAAAAAGGCGUGGGCCUUCAGAGAAGAAACCCAGUGCAGCAAAAUUUGAAAAAUGUGGAACUGGGAAUGCUAUGUGCAAAAUACCUGGAUGUUUCUUGCGUGACCUGGAAAACUCAAAGCAGUAUUCCGGAAGGAAGUUCAAGCAAAAUAAGGAUGAAUUGGUGCAGAGAAUCUACACCCUGUUGAACAGUUCUGUUUUUCAUAAAAAGCUGCCGGAGAAAAUAGAUAUCAGCUGGAAUAAAAAGAUGCUGAGAACUGCUGGCUUAUGCACCACUGGCGAGACACAGCACCCGAAGAGGGAGCGUUAUGCUAAGAUUGAGAUUUCUCUGAAAGUCUGUGACUCUGCAGACCGACUCCGGGAUACUUUGGUCCAUGAAAUAUGCCACGCAGCCUCCUGGCUGCUCGAUGGUAUCCGUGAUUCUCAUGGGGAUGCAUGGAAGUAUUAUGCCAAAAAAUCUAACAUGGUGCACCCGGAGCUGCCCAGGGUCACCCGUUGCCAUAACUACAAGAUUAACUACAGGAUUUAUUAUGAAUGUUCUCAGUGCAAAUCCAGGGUCGGCCGCUACACCAGAUCGUUGAACACCGAACGCUUUAUCUGUGCCAUUUGCAAGGGACCUCUGGUCAUGCUGCCAUUAACUCGGAAAGAUGGAACUCCCAUCGAGCCUCAUGUGAGACCUUUUGCUAAGUAUGUGCAGCAGUAUUACACAUUAGUUCAGGGGGAGACAGCAGGGAUAAGCCAUGGGGAUGUGAUGAAAAAGCUUGGCAAGGAUUAUGUUGCCAAGAAACAAAGGCAAGAUCGUUGAGGUUAUCUGAGAGUGCGUUUGUGUGAGCAGAGUCCUCUGCUGGUAAAGAAGUUUUAGAAAAAUAUCUUUGUUUCUAUGAAUAUUAGAAUUUAAAUCAUUUUUAAAGCUUCAUGUUGUUAAUGACGAUUGUUCUUAACCAAGGGUUCUAUUGCUAACCGUUCUGUGCCCCUGACAGUACUCAGAAGCCCUGUGGAUCCACCUUGGGUUUAACUUAGACUCCAUAUUUUAAGGUGUAGAACAAAAUGCAAAAGAGAAAUGAGUUUUCGAGAGUGGUGCAUUGAGAGAAUGAGGGUAAUACUGGAAAGAGAACAAAUUUUAAAGGCAGCACUUCAAAACCAGGGCUGCUGGCAGAUGUAACCUGUUUCCUCUACCUAGGAGUAAAAGACAAACACCUUUUAUGAAGUAGUUGCUCUUGACAUUGAAGCCAUCUGAGCCAGUGUAAUUGCUCAUGAAAUAAAACAAAUAAAAUAAAUGU